AUGAAGUCGUUUAUCAUCCAAUGGCUGUCAAUUUUCUUUGCUUUGUCGACAUCACUGAAAGUACACCUACCAGAAUGGCCUAUAACGUACAAGGCGUGUGUUUACGUGCAGACCGAACAGGAGUACAUUCCUAUGGGUUGGUAUGUGGACGGACGAACACAGAGAAUGAGGCUUGAUAGCUACGGUAUACCGGAAGACAGUUCCGGUAACUACACAUAUGCUGAGGACGACUUCGAAUACGCAUGCUCACAUCUUGGGAGACCUUUAUACACUUAUCUUUAUCACUAUGACAACGGUAAAGAAUAUGACAUAUUUCCGGCCCCUAAAAAACCUUAUCAGCAAUGUACCACUUAUAAUAUAUCCGCGCAGUACCCGUUUAGCCCAUUACUGCCCGGGCUAGAAUUCAUUGAACAAGCUACGGACAACUUUACCACGUAUAACCACUGGAGGACCGACUACUUCCUCUUCACCAACGACUAUUUCUUCCAUGUCGCUAACGGGCUACCAUACAAGGUUUACGUUGACGGUAUGGAGAAGACGUUUGUCUACAUAGAGAACGUGACGUUAGACGAGAAGGUUUUUCUUGUACCAGACGACGUCGUCUGUAAAACCGGAUGA
This is a messenger RNA of Ylistrum balloti, 618 nucleotides long. RefSeq lists its product as uncharacterized. The record is from RefSeq and is a predicted model, not a curated record. NCBI's taxonomy places the organism in Eukaryota, Metazoa, Mollusca, Bivalvia, Pectinida, Pectinidae. The transcript has 5 exons. The coding region runs from base 1 to 618 and encodes 205 amino acids.